AUGUCUGACCGAAUUUCUUCGGUCCUGGAAUUGGAAGACGCCAACCGUCGGACGCCGCUUUCAUACGCAGCCGAACGCGGUGAAAUCGAUGCCGUCUCGGGGCUUUUGAAUAAGGCUGCAAGCUAUCAGGCUGUCGAUGCCUUGGGGAGGACCCCUAUUUUCUGGGCUGCCAUCCAAGGCCACGACAGUGUGAUCAAGGAGCUUAUAGCGUAUGGAGCAGAGUGGAAGAUUGAGGAUGCUUCUGGUCGAACUCCUCUAUCCUACGCCGCUGAGAAGGGACACAUUGAUGCAGCUUGCGAGUUGGUGACGGCCGAGGCCCCUGAGGAGUCGUCAGAAGGGGAAGACGAGGAGCAGCAGGAGGAGGGUUCAGAUGAAGGAGACAGUGAAAAUGGUCCCGACAACGACUCUGAUGAUUGCUCCAUGGCUUCUACCGCUUCCAUCGUCUUGCCAUUGAACCACGCGGUCCGCCGGGGGGAUGAGGCCGCCGUCAAGACCCUAGUGCAGCAUGGCAUGGACAUGUUCUAUGAAUCAGCAUGGGAAGACGACCCACAACCAGUUCUGCUCGCGGCCAAGAGUGGUAACGGUGAAAUCUUGGAUAUGCUUCUGCAAGCCGGCUUUACCGCAGACUUGGCCGAGGACAUGUAUGGGCGAACGGCGUUGAUGUUUGCCGCUGCAAAAGGCUACGAAUCCAUAGUCCGAAUCUUGCUGGCGAGGCAGGAUCAUCAUCUGGAAAGUGAGGAUGAUACAGGAAAGAAUGCACUCGCAUAUGCGAUCAAGGGAGGACAUGAAACCAUUGCCGAGAUGCUACGGCAGGCAGGUUUGAGCGAAGAACGAGAUGAAGCGCAGUCCGAGACAUCUUCCGCCCCCGCUGGUGACGAUGACGCGGAUAUGGAUACGCAAACGCCUGCUGAUUCUUGCAAUGCGCUGGUAAAAUCAAGCAUGACGCAGGGGACAAAGAACGAGGAGGCAGUUCGCCAGCAUGAUGAGCCCGUCCCGAGAGCCAUUGACAGUGGUAAACAAGACGCGCUCUUAUCAGCUAUACAGAGUAAAGAUGUUCAUACCGCACAUACAUUGGCAAGACAGAGUGGGAUAGAUGGUACUGCCCUGGAUAUCAUGGGCAUGUCCCCUUUACUGUGGUCGGUCAAGUCCAAUAUGCCAUCAGUGACACGAACGCUCAUGGCCACAACACACGCGCUACACGUGGACAGGCAGGGUCGGAAUCUCAUCCACCACGCAGCCAUGGCGGAUAACGGUGAAAUUUUCCCACUUCUCGUGAAAAUGGGGGUUCCCGUUGACGAGCCAGACAAAUCCGGCCGAACACCGCUCUCGUACGCUGCGGAGCUGGACCGGGUCGCCAUUGUCAAGUUGCUUCUGCAGAACACUGCCGUGGACGUCAACCGUGCCGACGAAUUUGGGCGCACGCCACUUUCAUAUGCCGCAGGCGGCGGCUCGGACCAGACAAUACAACUACUACUGGAGAGACCCGGGAUCAAAGUGACUUUGGCCGCUGACAAUGGACGGACACCGUUGUCAUACGCCUGCAUUCAUUCGACCUCGUCGGCACCGACGUUUGAGCUGUUGAGCGCCGCCGACGCUUCUGUUGCCGACGUUGUGGACAAGAAUGGCCGGACUCCCAUCUCGUGGGCUGCAGGUUCGGGUUCCGCCGCUGUAUGCUCUCGGCUCAUUGCCCUAGGAGUCGACGUCGAACACAUGGAUAAAAAUAAAAGAACCCCUCUAUCUCUUGCAGCUGAACGGGCCUACGACGAUGUCGUGCGUGUGCUCCUCGAAACACGGCGGGUUGACAAGAUGUCCAAAUGUGCAGCUGGACGGACACCGCUGGACUGGGCAGUACGCGAGUUCUCCGAGCUGGAUGGGCCCUGCUUCGACUGGCACAGGCGCGAGGAACGGAAAUGGGCCAUUGCCUAUAUGCUCAUCACAGGGGACUUGGAUCAAGUCCCAACCGUCACGUCAAUCGAAAGGCUUCUCAAAGAGGCUGUUGAGCUUGACAAGCCGCAGGUCAUCUCGCAGCUCAUUCCCACUCACUUGGCAAAGGACAUAUACUCUCCCUUGGAGUUGGUUGAGCAUGCCAUGGAGCACGGGUCCGAUGAGACGGUGAGAGCCGUCAUCACGGCUUUGGCAAAAACCGAGAUUGAAGUGCCUCAUGCGUCUAUUCUGUCUAGUGCAGCUUCCGCUGGGAGGACUGUACUGGUUGAAGAGCUCCUCAGCAAGAAGAAGGCGUCGGAGACUGGUGAUCAGAGUCUCAUCUCUCAAGCCGCUGCCAAUGGGCACAUAGAGACGAUACAAAUGCUUCUUGAAAAGGGUACAGAUGUCAACCAAGCGGAUGGAGAAGGGAAGACACCCCUUAUGUUGGCGGGCAUGCAUGACCAAGAAGAAACUAUAAAUAUGCUUCUUGAAUCCCCGGGGAUUAAUGUCAAUGCUGUGGACAACGAUGGACGGACAGCUGUGUCUCAUGCGGCCGGUGCUUGGUACCCUGGAUGUUUGAAGUUACUCCUGGCAGAUCCGAGGGUGGAUGCGAAGCGGCAAGAUUCCCAAGGCCGAUCGCCACUGUGGUAUGCUGUCGCUGCGUGGCGUCGCAAGGCCAUCUGCGCCCUGUUAGAGGCUGCAUAA
Metarhizium brunneum ARSEF 3297 is the source of this 2628-nucleotide messenger RNA. RefSeq names its product Serine/threonine-protein phosphatase 6 regulatory ankyrin repeat subunit A. Gene Ontology annotation, cellular component: ciliary inversin compartment. NCBI's taxonomy places the organism in Eukaryota, Fungi, Ascomycota, Sordariomycetes, Hypocreales, Clavicipitaceae. The record is from RefSeq and is a predicted model, not a curated record. Gene Ontology annotation, biological process: protein localization to ciliary inversin compartment. Gene Ontology annotation, molecular function: protein binding.